Molecule: messenger RNA, 1149 nt
Organism: Ixodes scapularis (black-legged tick)
Lineage: Eukaryota; Metazoa; Arthropoda; Arachnida; Ixodida; Ixodidae
Product: glucoside xylosyltransferase 1-like
Exons: 6
Coding region: 1-1149 (382 amino acids)
Biological process (GO): protein O-linked glycosylation via N-acetylgalactosamine
Molecular function (GO): UDP-xylosyltransferase activity
Source: RefSeq, a predicted model, not a curated record
AUGCCUGCUGAACCAUUCUGGCUUCGACGCUUUCUUGCCGCGCUCCUCCUCGUCGGGAGUCUGGUUCUACUUGCAAGCCUGUGGUCCAACGGGAUGCCUGGUACCGGAUGCAGGUGCUUACACGACGAGAGCCCGACCGCUCUACCUCAGGCCGAUGGCUCCGCACAGAAAAGGGUACCUCUGACGAUGGUGGUGGUGACGUGUGCGGACGGCUUGGAACUCACCAUGGCCAAUCUCAAGUCAGCUGUCGCAUUUUCGAGAGUUCCAUUGAGGCUGAUUUUGUACGCCGAUGUUGAGAACAUCAAGCGCCUUCAAGACAGGAUCAUGCAGUGGCCUGCGAGUGUCUUAAGCCGGAUUACCUACGAUCUGCGCUUGGUCAUGUUCCCGAAGAAAGACUUCGAAACGUGGAAGAAACUGUUCGUGCCCUGCUCUACGCAGCGACUCUUCCUCCCGGACAUGCUACCUAACGAGGAUGCGGUCUUGUACGUGGACGCUGACACCCUCUUUUUGAACCCUGUCGAGGAACUCUGGAGCGUCUUUGAGAUGAUGAACGAGAGACAUCUCAUGGCCCUAACUUACGAGGUUGAAGACGUGGGUACCAGCUGGUACCAUCAGUAUGGCAAGCACCCUUACCCUCCACCUUUCGGAGCGAACGCCGGCGUAAUGCCCAUGAACCUCACGCGCAUGCGCAGCUUUGACUGGGUGUCGCGCAUGGCGCCCUUGAUGGAAGAGUACGCUGGUCGGAUCCCGUGGGCUGACAAUGACUUGAUAAACAUCCUCUUCAGCGUCCACCCGGACAAGCUGCUCAUGUUGACGUGCAGGUGGGGCUACCGCCAGGACAACUGCAGGUUCCACGAGUCGUGCUCGGGAGAAGCGCCCGCCUUAUUGCACGGGAACCGGAAGUGCUUCAUCACCCCGGACAGGGCACCCGCCUUCUCUACCAUCCACCGGGUCAUGCGGAAGUACGAGCUCGGCACGAGCCUGGAGCGGAACUUCAUCGAUCCACUGGAACGCGAGCUGCGCCGAGUCCGGCAACACGAGUGCGUCGACGAGUUCCUGCUGCACUCCAAGCAGUGGCGGAUUCUGGCGCGACAGCUGGACAACGAACGAGGCUUGAAUGACGGCGCCAACGAUGCGACGGCAUCUUGA